Molecule: messenger RNA, 1820 nt
Organism: Phoenix dactylifera (date palm)
Lineage: Eukaryota; Viridiplantae; Streptophyta; Magnoliopsida; Arecales; Arecaceae
Source: RefSeq, a predicted model, not a curated record
UCUCUCUCUCUCUCUCUCUCUCCUUCCUUCCUUCGUCUCCACCGGAAGCCCUAGCCCCUUUCUUUCUUCUUCUUUCACCUCCGGCCGAGCCCUUCUCCCGUCCUUCCUCUCUCUUUGCUUCCCCCCCUCCUCUUCUCCCUCUCGCCGUGCCACCGUGGGGUGAGCCUCCUCCGGGAGAUGCUCCCACCUCGGAGCGGCAGAAGGGAAGGCCCUGGACCUCCUCCGAAGUGGUGCCGGAGGAGUCGAACGGGGUCCCCGAGGUGGGGCCGAGCCCCUGGGAGCUCCCCUGAGGAGGCCGACGCUUCCUCGGCCUGCAGCCGCUCCGGCGACUGCGGGCGAGGGGUGCCCUUCUCCAGGGUGGGAGCAGUGGGAGAGGGAGGGGCUAAACCUCCUCCGAAGUGAUGCCGGAGUGAGUUUUAGUCUCCGGGGACCUCCCUUACCCCGAUCCGACCACGGCGGAGGAGGAGAACCACCGUGACCGAGAAGGAGGCGCGAGAGACCCAGGGAAAGUAGAUCUCUCUGAGCUUUUAUCAGACAUGGAUGAUCAGAUUGCAAAGGCCAAAGAGCAAGCCCUUAGCAGGAAAGACAUUUUGGAGAAGGUGGAGAAAUGGGUGUUCGCAUCAGAGGAAGAGAAAUGGCUUGAUGACCAUGAGAGGGAUCAAAAUCGUUAUAAUGCUUGUCGAGGAGCAUAUAAGAAUCUGAAGCACGCAGAAAAAGCUCGGGUACUUGUUAGCAAAAUACCCUCCUUGAUAGAGAACCUCUCUGCAAAAAAUAAAAGCCUGGGAAAAGGAAAAAGGAAUCCCGUUCAUGUAUGACAAGGUAAGAUUGCUAGAGACCUUGGAAGAACAUACUGUGCUCAGGCAUCAGAGAGAGGAGGAGAAGCGGCGAAUAUGGGAACAAAAGAGACUGCGGGAGCAGUUUGCUGCCAAGCACGAAGCACUAUUUGGGAGUAAGCCCAGCCCAAUGCAGCAGGUAACAGGGAAGAAGCCUUUGGGUCAGAGCUCCAACGCGAACAUGGUAACUGGGACAUUGACUUCUCGUUGUGUCUCAACACCUUGGCUCGGCUACCCUUAUACACACAGGCCCCAACCGUUGAGCAAUUCUAUGAAGAAACCUGGACCCUCCCAAUUUAGCUCAUUUGAGAAGAAAACAAAGAAUAGUACAUCUCUGACAAAAGGAAGGAAGCCGUUCAAUGCUACAAGUCCUAGCACCAAAUCUAUCAAGAGCAAGCUCCCCGAUUUGAAGACUCCUCUAGCCCUCAAAACGAUCAAAAGCAAGGAGGAAUAUACAAAUGGGAAUUUUUGGAAUGGACCCUAGGGUCGAUCUCCCUCGAAUGAUUUACGGCGGCACCACAUCCACCAUGCUGAAGAUGGUAUCUCCUCCAAUCCAAGAAACCCUAGAGAGGAGGACGAAGGCAUUCAAAUUUACUAUUUGGCUCUUCAAGGCUAUUAAUCAAGCCAAAUCCGCUCGAAUAGCUCGGCCUAACUCUAGCCAAAGCGCCAUCCUUUCUGGCUAAACCAUCUUCGAACCCUGUCUCACCCACCCUCCUAUGCCACCCGGGUUCAUGCAUGGAGAUUCCCCAUUAUAUACUCCUAUUGAAAAAUGCUUUUUAUGUACUCAAUCAAGAGCCACAGACAUAGUAUGAUAAAAUAGCUAGAACUUGGCCCCUUUGGUACUGGUGUUAUGCUGCCUCAAAUGCCAAUGCUAAACCAUUCAGUAAUGAGACAAAUUUGGUAUAAAAUAUUGUCAUAUGUGGAUGAUAUGACAAUUAUAGGAGACAAUAAGCAAGAAGUUGGUAGGUUAAAAGAUACACAUGCAAU